AUGACGUCAUCAUGCCGGAUCUGGAUGAAAAACUGGAAAAGGAGAUACUUCAUGCUGGAUGACAAUACACUGAGCUACUUCAAAUCAGACAUGGAGCGGGAGCCGUUACGCGUUAUUCCUUUGAAAGAAGUCAACAAGGUGCAGGAGUGUAAACAAAGUGACUUGAUGAUGAGGGACAAUCUUUUUGAACUGGUUACUACCUCAAGAACUUUCUACAUUCAGUCGGACAGCCCAGAGGAGAUGCACGGCUGGAUCAAGGCUAUCUCUGGGGCCAUAGUGGCCCAACGGGGUCCUGGACGCUCAGCAGCCUCUAUGCGUCAGGCCAGGCGGCUCUCAAACCCUUGUAUACAGAGGAGCACGCUGAACGAACCUCAAUCUUCUACUCCAACGAACAGAGUCUCUCAACUCCUCGCUCACCCCUCCCCACCGGACUCCAUUACCCAGAAUGUUGUUCCCCCUCGGGCCCUCAGCAUGGCGUGGGAGGGGCCAGACCUGAACAACCUGAGGCCGGGGCCACAAGCGCGCCUGUCGCUCCAGGAGUCGCCCCAAAUCUUCUUCAAGUAAACGCUGACAACUCGUCGCCAUGGCAACUGAGAAGUGGCAUAGCCCAGCCUCCGGAUUGCCCAAAAGAUGAAGA
This is a messenger RNA of Sinocyclocheilus grahami, 637 nucleotides long. Its product is annotated as pleckstrin homology domain-containing family A member 1-like. The transcript has 7 exons. The coding region runs from base 1 to 564 and encodes 187 amino acids. The record is from RefSeq and is a predicted model, not a curated record. Lineage: Eukaryota; Metazoa; Chordata; Actinopteri; Cypriniformes; Cyprinidae.